CGGGAACCAACGCGGGGGCCAUGACAGCACGAGCCUGCCACGCACCAGCCACCAGGCCGCGAGGCAGACGGGGGGUGAGGGGCAGUGGUGCGUCCCCGCGUUCGUUUCGGAGAGCAGGGGCAGGUCUGGCCGAAGCAGGCGGCACCAACAUAAUAUCACGCGCAUCACCAACAGCAGGCGCUGCCGAUCGAGGUGGUCUUCCCGGUCGUCUUCCGGCAGUUCUUCCAGCGGUCUUUCGAGGCCGCCCCGGAGGCGUGGCUGCCGUUCGAGAUCUGCGGGCGGCUGGGGGAUAGCCGCGAGCCGUGGGCCGUGGAUCCGGCGCCGCCCUUGAUGCCUCGGGCCGCGGCCCCUCGGUUCUCGGGCCUGACGGCGCGAGCCGCCGAGGUGGGUGACGUCUUCGGGGCGCGCGAGUCCGACGACGCAGCGCGUCUGGACUUUCCUCAGCUUCGGCGUCUGGCGGCGAGCCUUGAUUGGAUGCUGGCGCGCAGGCGGGGCGCGGGCUGGAGGGCGGCGGCCGUCGCCCGCGAGGGCGGGCGGGGCCGCGGGCUUGCCCGGCUCUCGUUUCUGCCGACGAGUCCGAGAAAUUCAAGGGGGCGGUCGUUGCCUCCAGCAUCAGUCGCAUCGGGGCUGCGGGCUUCCACCAGUUUCGGCGUGCCAGACCGUCUCACGACUUCGCGGCAUCCUGCCAGACACGGGCAGAAAUUCGCCGCCGUGGCCGAUGGCGGGCUUGGGAGCAGCGUUUGCCUGCGCGAGAAGGGAAGCCGACUCACCGAUGCAGUUUAUCGCCUACCUUUUUCUGCUUCAGCGGCGCGGGGCCAGCCCGCGUUCGCGGCGCCCUCAGCUUUGCCGCGGCCCGCCCGGGUGCUUCUAGGCGCGGAGGGUGUGCCCGUGCUGCUGGCGCCGCAGGGUUCGUGGCCCUCGCGCGGGACUUGUUGCUUGGUGCGAAGUGUUGUUUAUUCGAUUGUUUGGGCGAUCUAACUCACCCGGGACAAUCGAAUUCAAUGUUGCUCCAGAUUUCGCGCAGGCCUGCUGAUGGACCAGCACGCUGGCGCCCACCGCAACGCCCGCGCUCGUGCCAGAGGUCACGGGAUUGAUUGGGCCCCAGCUGUUCGACCUGAUGAUUUCUUGCGCGGGCCUAGGCCUUUCCUAGAAACUCCAGGCCCAGGUUGAGACGUCAAGUCGAACUGUCUGAAUCUGAUCGCGUCUUCCUUUGCGGGCGUGCCACUCGGCCUGCAGGUCCCGCGGUCAGUCGAGAAUCCCAGGACGUCCAGGCUUUGGCUUCUUCAAGCGUCCAGCCAGAGGUCGCGUUGUCGAAUUCGUGAUCACCUCUUUGCGCACGCGGGGAGCCCAGUGGCGGAAAGACACGGGCAUCCUGCUGGGGCUGAUGCGUUUGACCCCAUGUCGCAACACCCGACAUCAGGGCUCGAAGCGUGGACUUUGCGUUUGCACUGGCGUUCGUCACGACAUCCUGCGUGGCAGGAGGCCUGGCGGGACGUUCGCCGCAAGUGUUGCUGCCGUCGAUCCUCCUCCUUUCUGCAGGGCCCUAGCUCGCUUUUUUUGUGACGCUCUUGUUGCGCAAGUUGCUGCCUCUGCCGGAAGGCAUAUAUACAUGAUUCGGCGUACCCAGCUUGUAAGCAUGCCCGCAAAUUUGGAGUUGCGAUAAUUGUCUAAGCCGGCGCAACCGAGGCGUGGCAGACCUCCUCCAGAAUGCAGCUCGGCCUCACACCUGACUUCAGGCAAGAAGAACUCGGAUGAUGGUCGUGCUUGUGCGAAAUCUAUUUUGCAAUCCGCGACGGUCCGGGGGCUCAAGGCGCACCGCCAUUCAUCCCCUCCUCCUUUCUUGUUCAUUCGCUUUUGGUUUUGCGAUAAUGUUUCAGCCGAUGCACCCGAGGCGUGGUAGCGCGCCUCCGAAAUUCAGGUCGCCCGCGCACUUGACGUUUGACAA
This is a messenger RNA of Prorocentrum cordatum, 1945 nucleotides long. The record is from the annotation of a GenBank genome assembly. NCBI's taxonomy places the organism in Eukaryota, Dinophyceae, Prorocentrales, Prorocentraceae.